Messenger RNA from Xyrauchen texanus (razorback sucker), 7279 nucleotides. RefSeq names its product transcriptional regulator ATRX-like. Bases 136 to 5472 code for a protein of 1778 amino acids. NCBI's taxonomy places the organism in Eukaryota, Metazoa, Chordata, Actinopteri, Cypriniformes, Catostomidae. Gene Ontology annotation, cellular component: nucleus. The transcript has 35 exons. Gene Ontology annotation, molecular function: ATP-dependent chromatin remodeler activity; ATP hydrolysis activity; ATP binding. The record is from RefSeq and is a predicted model, not a curated record.
AAUGGCGGUUAAUAGAGGCAGAGUUUUUGUGUAUCACCAAAUAUGACUGUUAUGCCGGUAACUGUGAAACGCAGCGUUGUUAUUGGUUGUGCUAAAGGCUCGGCGGUGUGUUGAGGUGCAGUAAAGGAGGCAGUGAUGUCUGCCGAGGUCCUCAGACCUGGGCCACUAGCUGGUGGAGGCAGUAAACUGGGGGAGCUGAUCGGGAAACUCCAUGAAUACCUGGCCACAACUACUGAAGACAAGCAUGAAGCCAGUUUACCAGGCCACUGGAAUGGAGAGACAGCCAAAGAUUACCUGGAGCAGCAGGCCAAAGCCCAGGCCGCAGAGGAGGCCAGCGGCUCGGCAGGAUUGUUGUCAUCAGGUCGAUCUAGAAGGAAACCGACUGUUGUUACCAAACACAGCGGGAUGAAUGAUUCAGAUGCUUCGUCUGAGAGUGGAGCAGAGGAUGUUCUAUCUGUUCAGUCCAGUGAGCCUGACACCAGCUCCCUACCCAAAGGAACAGUGUUUGUACUGCCGGAGCCUGUGGGCAAUGAAGGUCGUGAUGAUUUCCGUGGUCCUGAAUUCCGGACAAGACGAGUUUACAAGCAGUACAAAGACAGUACUGACAGACGGAGAGGGUAUGAAAUGGAGAGGGUAAACUGCACUGCAUGUGGUCAGCAGGUGAAUCAUUUCCAGCGUGACUCAGUCUAUAGGCACCCUAUGCUUAAAGUACUCAUCUGCAAGACUUGUUUUAAGUAUUAUAUGAGUGAUGACAUCAGCAAGGAUUCAGAGGGAAUGGACGAGCAAUGCAGGUGGUGUGCAGAGGGAGGCAGUCUGAUUGGCUGUGAUUACUGCAGUAAUGCUUUCUGUAAGAAAUGUGUGCUACGUAACAUGGGGAGGAAGGAAUUGUCCAGCAUCAUGGAGGAGGAGAGGAAGUGGUACUGUUAUGUCUGCAGUCCCGAGCCAUUGCUGGAGCUAGUGUUGUCCUGUGACUCUGUUAUGGAGAACCUGGAACUAGCUCAGAAACGAGCAUCCCGGCCUGAGACAAGCUCAGUUCGAGGGCGGACCAAGGGCUGUCGUGGUGCAACCUAUUUGUUGGGGGCAGAAGGUGGCCCAGUGCCAUCUUCAGGACUUUACCAACGAAUGCAGCGGUUUGUAGAUGUUACCUCAUCUCUGAGCCACUCCUUCAGUGCAAUCUUUCAAAGCGAAAGAGAGGAGGAACUGAAGGAAGAGAAGGAGGAGAGAAUGGGACAGCUGAGGAUGUUCCGCUCGGUAUUGGAUGAUUUGCAAGCAGCCAACAUUGCAUUACAGGAAGCCCUGGACCAUGAGCUGACUGGGUCCAAACGUGUUGGCGGAGAAGCUUUAGAAAGUCAAAAGCCGAAAGGAAGGGCCAGACGGAAGAAAGCGUCACAGAGCUGUGGACUCACUAAAGAGUUGGUGGUCAAACUCACUCCUGUACCAGUCAGCACACCAGCCAUCAGCAGUACAUCUCCUUCCAUCUCUCCAUCACCUGAUGGACAAAUAAUAGAGAGCGUAAAGAAAGGUGGAGAAUUGCAGGAAAGAGGGGAAGAGGUGAAGGUGAUGGAGAUGGAUGAAAUGAUUGAGAGAGAAGAAGAGGUUGAGAGUUUUUAUGUUAAUAAUGAUGCUGAUGAGGAAAACAGAAAGGAAGAUGGCCAAAUUGACACUAAAAGUUUGUCAUUGGCAGAGGAAAAUAAACGAUCUCCACGUGUUAAAACCACACCACGCCGACGACGGGCGACCACUAGCUCUGCUGCCGAGCAUGCUGAUCUAGCGGAGGACGAUUCUGAUUCUGACGAGGUACCUGAGGUUCUGCUCCAGACGGCUGCUGCAAUGGCAAACAGUGAGGAAGAGUGUUUGGUCGGUAGCAGCUGGGAAGGGGAUGAGGUAAACCAGCAAGUCCGAAAGCAGCGGCUCUUUGGGCUUGUAAAAACCACACCUCCGGACAGAAGCUCCCGCAAACGGAAUCUCAAAGAGAGAUCUUCAUCGUCCUCGUCUUCCUCAUCUGCGUCUUCAAGGAGGGGCUCUCAAGACCAGGGGUCGGUGGUCAAGAUGGCCAUGGCAAGAGCCCACAAAGUUGCCCGGAUGACAGAACAGAGUGGGAGUUCGUCAAGUGAGGUGGGGGGACAGGAACUAGACAGUAGUGACUCAGACGAUCAAAGGAUCAAACCCCUGUCAGAGGGCGUCACGUUGCUUGGCACUGGAAAUUUCCAGCAGUCUUCCGGUGAUGAAAUGGACAUCCAGCCUGGUCCAUCCAUAUCUGUGGAUGACGAUGAUUUAGAAAAUAGAAUUGCGAGGCAGAUUCUGCUGGCUCAGAUCAGAGGUGACCUCUCCUCAGCAUCUGAGCUGGACACCAGCUCUGAUGAGCAGUCAGAGAACACAAGAGGAGAAAAGAAAAGCAAGAGCGAAACACCUGAGACAACAUUUGAGGAAGACAGUGAUGGGUCGGAAUCCAGCGGGUCGCAGACAGAGUCACGUCACCGACACAGACUCCUACGGCAUGGUCUUUCCUUAUCAGAGGCAGAAACAAAAUAUCCCAAGCAAGGAGAGAAGACAACGAAAAAGAAGCAGAGAGAAAUACAAGAUUUAGGAUGUGUUAUUUUGAGCAGUGAUGAAUCAUCCAGCUCGGCCCUGAGUGAGGAACUCAGCCAAUCAGAAGCUGAGGAAAUAGGGUCCCAGUCACCUUCUCGUAAGAAGCUGCAGAGCCCAUCACAUUCACCCAACGGAUCCAGCAAUGAUGAUAAUGUUAUCUCCCCAAACACUGAGGAGCGUUUAAAGAGCACCCCUCAUGGGAGGAGGCAGAUCAGACGGCUUUUGGAGGUAGGUCAGCUGGCCCGGGAGACGCAGAGUGCUCUGAGAGAAGAGGAGGAGCGCAGGAAAAGAUUAGCGCAGAGAGAAAAACAGAGACUGGAGUGGGAGAGAAAAGAACGAGAAGAUGCAGAUUCAGAGGUUAUCAUAGUAGCUGAGAGACCAGCUCAAACCUUCACCCCAUUAAUUCUUGAGCAAGAUGAUGUAAAGAGCAAGCCUUUGGUGCAAGUGGACAUGCAUUUUCUGAGCAAGCUCAAACCGCACCAGCGAGAGGGUGUGCAGUUUAUGUGGGACUGCUGUUGUGAGUCUGUUCAGAGUGUGAAGUCGUCUCCUGGUUCCGGCUGUAUCCUGGCCCACUGCAUGGGACUGGGCAAGACCUUACAGGUCAUCGUGUUUCUUCACACAGUGCUGUUAUGUAAAUUACUCCCUGUGAACAGGGCUCUGGUGGUGUGUCCUCUCAAUACAGUACUAAACUGGAAGAGUGAGUUCGACCAAUGGCAGAGGGGCUUAAGACCUCACACACUGAGGGUGACAGAGCUGGCCACAGUGAAGUCGGUGGCAGUACGUGUUGAGCUGUUGAAUGACUGGUUUAAAAAUGGUGGGGUGAUGAUCAUGGGUUAUGAAGCAUUCCGUAUUCUUACACACGGACAUAGUGCGAAAAACAGCAAACACAGAGAAGCCUUCCGCUCUAUGCUCCUGAAUCCUGGGCCUGAUCUGGUAGUGUGUGAUGAGGGUCAUAUCCUGAAGAAUGCAGAAUCAAGCAUCUCAAAAGCCAUGCAAGCACUCCGCACACGCAGGAGAAUCAUAUUGACUGGCACACCACUCCAAAACAACCUCACUGAGUAUCACUGCAUGGUGGAUUUCAUCAAAGAGAACCUGCUGGGUUCUCUAAAGGAAUUCCGGAACCGUUUUAUUAAUCCAAUCCAGAAUGGCCAAUGUGCAGACUCAACCCCUGCUGAUGUCAGACUUAUGAAGAAUCGAUCGCACAUCCUCCAUGAGCUGCUGUCUGGAUUCAUACAGAGGCGAGACUAUUCAGUGUUGACAUCCUGCCUCCCACCCAAGCGCGAGUAUGUGCUGUCAAUCAGGAUGACACCUCUGCAGAGCCAGUUAUACACAAACUAUCUGCAGAAUUGCACAGGGAAAGGUGUAGGUGUGGGCAGUUUGUUUCAGGACGUUCAUAUUCUGAGUCUGAUAUGGACCCACCCCUGGUGUCUUAAACUUGCUCAUCUCAGCAAGAAUAAGGGGAAAGAAGACUCUGCUCCCAUUCUCACAGCGCUGGGUGCAGGUUUGUUGACAGCUUCUACACAGCCAAAUGGUUCUGAAAGGGGAGAGGCAAAGAGCACAGGUGAUUCCCUUGAUGCAAAGAACAAGACUGGAGACUGGAAUGGAAGAGAAGAGAGAGAUGGUGGGGAACCUGUGUCUGCCGCAGAUUGGUAUUUGCCAUUUAUAACAGCAGCUGACGCCAAAGUGCUGGAGCAUUCUGGAAAAUUACAGUUGGUAAUGGAAAUUUUACACCAUGCAGAGGAGCUACAGGACAAAGUGCUGGUGUUUAGUCAGUCUUUGAUAUCACUGGACCUUAUUGAGAGCUUCUUGGAAUAUGCAGAUGAGACCAAAGGGAAAGAAGAGUGUCCAUACAAAGGCAAGAAAUCGUGGGUGAAAAAUAAAGAUUAUUACCGUUUGGAUGGCAACACCAGUGCCUGUGCUCGCAAGAGAUGGGUUCAAGAGUUUAACAACACUAAAAACACAAAAGGAAGGCUGUUUCUGAUCUCCACUCGGGCGGGAUCCCUAGGGAUCAAUCUGGUUGCCGCAAACCGGGUUGUGGUGUUUGAUGCUUGCUGGAAUCCGUCAUAUGAUAUACAAAGCAUCUUCAGAGUCUAUCGCUUUGGCCAAAACAAACCUGUAUCAGUGUACCGCUUUCUGGCCCAGGGGACGAUGGAACAGAAAAUUUACGAGCGGCAGGUUGCUAAACAGUGUCUGUCCUCCCGUGUUCUGGACCAGCAGCAGAUUCAGAGACACUUCACACACAGUCAGCUGUAUGAGCUGUAUCGCUUCCAGCCAGAACUGCGGCCCAGCAAACACACAGAAACACCUGGGGAUGAGAUGUUGGCCCUGCUGCUGAAGAGCUGUGGGCAGCUUAUAGUAAGUUAUCAUGAGCAUGACUCAUUGUUAGACCACAGGAAGGAAGAGGAGCUGAGUGAGGAAGAGCGCAGAGCAGCCUGGGACGAGUACCAUGCAGAAAAGGAUGACAAACCCCAGCGAGCCAACCAAAUUCAAAUGGCCUCUGUACAGAACUCUAGUGAACCCCACCCGAUGCUGCUCAGCAGAAACACCAACCAGGAGCUAGAGAUUCAACAAUUUACUCGUCUGGUUAUGGCUUCUCAAAAACUCAACUAUGCAACCAAGAAUUAUCCUCCAACUUCAUUGCCAGUUAAACAAGGCUGUGCUCCACCUUCUGUCGCUCGGGGCAGCUCCAACAGCACCUUCCAGCUGCCAGUCAAACAAGGCAAUACUCCACCUUCUGCUACUCAGGGUACCUCCAACAGCACCUUCCGGCUGCCAGUCAAACAAGGCAAUACUCCACCUUCUGCUCCUCAGGGUACCUCCAACAGCACCUUCAUGCUGCAGCAACCUGAGACUGUUUUCUACAUUUCAAAAACAAAUACCUAGCCUGGUCCCUCUUCUAAUUUUUAGGAUUAGGGAUUAGGAUUACUGUAUAUAUCAUCAUAUUUGGAAAUAUGAAUUUAGUUUUAGCAUCUGAAUGUAUAUUCAUAUUUAGAAUAUUAAGAACACUGAAUUCAUCCUUGGUCAAACUUAUGAGCAGAGACCUUUGCUGUUGUCAGUAUUACUAAGAGUAAUACAUAAUGGCAACUUUGUAUAUUUUUACUACCAAAAAUCAUUUACUUGCCCUCAUGCCACCCCAGAUGUGAAUGACUGAACAAAAAACGGAAGAGUUUUAGAAGAAAAUUUCAGCUCUGUAGGCCCUCACAAUGCCAGACUUAAGUGGUUUAAUCCAUAUCUUAAGAAGCGAUAUGGUAAGUGUGGGUAAAAUACAGAUUUAUGUCCUUUUUUAUCAUCAAUCUUCAGUUUCACAUUGUUCUUUUUUGUUUUUGCUCAUUUCGCAUUCUUCAUGCAUAUCGCCACCUAUUGGGGAGGGAGGAUCAUUUAAAUUAAAGUGUCUCACCUACACUUAUAUCAGCUCUGAAGAUAUGGAUUUAAUCACUUGAGUCUUAUGGAUAAUGUUAUGCUGCCUUUAUGUGCAUUUUGGAGCUUCAAAAUGUUGCUACUCAUUCACUUAUAUUGUGAGGACCUACAGAGCUGAAAUAUUCUUCAUAAAUCUUUUUGUUCAGCAGAAGAAAGUCAUACUAAUCUGGGAUGGCAUGAGGGUGAGUAAAGAGAAUUUUUAAUUUUGGGUGAACUUUCCCUUUAAUUUAACAGAACAGUUUAAAUGAAUACCUGUUAAAGCAAGACUACUUCCAGACUGAUCUGACUAGUGUGUUUGAGAGCUUCUGCCUUUCCUUACUACCUCACAACCAGUAGCCAUAUUCAGGGAAGUAUGCUCAUCUCUUCAGUAUGAAUAUGCACUGUUGGACAGUGGGGUAAAAAAAACAAAAAGAUGCUAAUUUCUUUCCUAAAUACUUUAGUUUGUUUAAAUAUGAAAGAGCUUGAAUAAAUUGGUUUUGAAAAGGUCUUGUAAGUUCACACUGUUGUUUCUGUUUGUCGUCCCAUUGCUUUGUAGAUGUGGUAAAAUAAUAGUCCUACUGUAAAGUAAAAACGUGUCUACUAAUGUUGUUUCUCAUCUGAAAGAACAUGGGUCAUCUGUAUGGACUUGGUGCUGUAGUAUGAAGAUAAAUCGGUAGCAAAACUCGAGAGCUUGCGUAUUUUAAUUUGAGAACUUGUACAAUAAAUAUUGGUACUCCUAAGUUGAAACUUACAUUUAAAGAACCGAUGUGAAAAUGUGUAAAAUAACAAUUUUAAAUUAGAUGUUGCAAUCUGCACUAACAGACAAAAAUUCUAAGCUUGUGUUUUGAUUUCACAAUUGCAGUCAAGUUGUAUCACAAAUGUAUAAAAUGUAAUAUGUAAAAAUAAAAAUGUAAUUAAAAUAAUGAACAGCAACAAGAAGAAUUUGAACUGUUUGCUGUUCAUUACACUCUUCUUGCAUAUCGUUAAUUGCCGGUUUGCAAUGUUUUUGUCCAUGAUUAAGCGCAAAAACAGUGUAAAAAGUGUAAGAGUGGAAAAAAGUAGGCCAGAACAAUACAAACUACAUUUACUUUGUGUUAAUACGAAAUUACAGAUUCACAACACAUGAAUUACACUUACGCAAAGUGUUAAAUUAUUGCUAAUAUUUGUUUCUUACGCAUGCAACUUGAUUGACACCUUUACAAAACGUUCUGUGCGCAUGCAAUUUAUUUUUAUGCUUUUCUUCAUUUACGCUUUUAAAAAUCAUACCCUGUGCAUUCAAAUAACGAAGGCACAA